Puccinia graminis f. sp. tritici CRL 75-36-700-3 is the source of this 2778-nucleotide messenger RNA. RefSeq lists its product as uncharacterized. Bases 163 to 2682 code for a protein of 839 amino acids. The record is from RefSeq and is a predicted model, not a curated record. Gene Ontology annotation, molecular function: protein binding. Lineage: Eukaryota; Fungi; Basidiomycota; Pucciniomycetes; Pucciniales; Pucciniaceae. The transcript has 3 exons.
UACCAACUUGUCUGCAGGCCCAUCUUACCGGGCCCGUUCGGCUGUCUUCGAAUUUAUGGUGCACAUGCGGACUUCAGCACGACAAAUUGUCUGGCCGAUUGAUAGCCUGUCGAAAUCUAGUGGCCAGAAAUCAUCCUCCCUCCCAGCUGACACUCAACACCGAUGGUCAUCAUCCGAGCAUGGCAUCCACUCAAAUCAGUUUUAACUACUCGCAAGCUCCGCUCAUACCCUCCAAGAAACUUGUUGCUUUCAAUCGAUGGACCAAGCCAAUUACAGUCAAAUUCUACCGCUGCUAUCCAAAAGUCCACUCCAACCCCUAAGCUCAACCCCGAACCUCAAGACAAAUCCAAUUCUGAAGUAUCUCAAGACAAGAAAUACAAUCCAUUGCCGAUCUUGAAGCAGCAUGCUACCAACGUAGGAUAUGUUACUCGGAUCCUCGCUACAGACCCCAAGCAGAUAGCAAAACUAGAGCUCAAAAGAUGGCUCAAGAAACAAGUUUUUGAUCGGACGCAGCUUGAUGGCUUUGUGAAGGCGCUCCAGCAACCCGAUUGGACCAGUGCAAUAGCCGUCAUCGACCAACUCUAUGAUGGCCAUCAGUCAUGGGUCAGCCAAGUCCCCUCAAGUUUACUGGGCGAAUUAGCCAGCAAGACCCUCAGGAAUCAGACGGAACUUGAUGAGCUGCUGACAGUACUUGGAUAUCGGAUCGCCGAGGAACGAGAUGUUCUCGUGACCUCCCAAUUGUUAAACGGCGCUGUCCAGGCGAGUCUUUCGUUCGGAAACAUAGUCGUCUGUGGCGAGGUAGUCAAUUACGCCAUUUGCUUCUCAACUGAGAUUGCUCGAGUUGAAAUCGAAAAACAAUCAUGCCCGAGUUCUCAUUCAGCAAAUCUUCCUACGAGCUCGAAACGGCCGCCUGACUCGACUCUUGCACUCAAGCCCCUACUAUCAGUCAUAGCCGGAUUGAUGAGCCAACCUGCUGCUCGCAAUCGGACCCCAAUCUUCAGACUCUUGGGCCAACUCAUCAAGGCCUUGAUCAAUCUUUGCGGCAGCUUACCAUCAGCUUUAAAUCGACUCUCAAAGCCAAACAAACACCUUUUUUGUCGCGCAAUGAUUACCUCGAUCUUGUCCCCCGAAGGACAUGCAAUAAAACGUGAAGAAAUGGAUCAAAUCCUCAAGCUCAAAUUGCCCGCUUCUACCCUACGGCUGGCCAUGGUGGCAAUGAUCCACAUUGGCGAUCGAGAUCGGGCAACUGAAAUAGAACAGCUACUUCGGAAAAGCCAGGCAGAGCAAGAUAUGCACGAUUCAAAGAUAGAACUAGAUCUUGCCUUCCAUCAGGUCCGAAGAUGUAAGCUGAGGGCUUACUCCAGCUCCGAGAAACUCCAUAAACGCUUUCUAUCCCAUCUCCCUAAAAUCGAAGGCCAGCCUCCCGGGGCCUCUGUCGAAACUUACACCGCCUACAUGUCGACCCUAUUUCGUCACCAUCUUCCCAAGAUGGCUGUGCAGGUCUGGAAGCAGAUGAUGUUCAAAGGCGUCGUACCUGAUGCAGCUGCAAUUCAGGUCGCCAUGGCAAUCCACAUCGAUGUUAGUCGGCCGGAAGAUGCUGUUCAGAUAUUCAAUCGUUUUGCUUCCCACAUGAAGCUCUCGCACACUUCUACCGCCAAGGAUUCUGGCCAAGCGAACAAUCUGGUAAAUCUCCAGGUCUUGUCCACCUACGCCCGUGCCCUUGAUAUUGCCGGAAGAUAUUCAGAAGUUUAUCAACUUUGGAAAGAUUUCCAAAGCGAUUGGCAAGUCGAACCUGACACGCGAAUCUUCAGUACUCUAUUAUCUUCGGCAAGGAAGAUUACUCGGUACAGCAUGUCUCCAGUCUCGAAUGCCAUGCUGCGCUCCGCCGAACCGGACUCGGAUGCUCUACGGCGAGUGGAAGAGGACUACUGGGACGGCGAACCGGCAGGAAGCUUGGCGAUACGGCUGUUCUGGACGAUCCUCUACGAGAACUGGGCUUCGCUAUCUGAAACUGUCCGGGCCCCCGCACUUUCCGGAUCGAUGUGGAGUAGCGCACCGACAACGAUGCAUGUUCGACUUUUAGACACGCUGUGCGGAUUGAAGUCGUUGCCCAGCAUUCCGGCAACCCCAUCCAGAUCGGCAGACCCCCAGGACAAGGCUCGAAGCAAAGUUGCGGCGACGAUCAUCCCCUCCUUGGGAUUUAAGACGAGAUGGACAAAAAUUAUACCCAACCGGUCGAGCUUCAAAGACAUGAUCGAAUUGCUCGGACUCCAUGAGCAAUCCGAAUUGAUCCCGUUAUUAUUGAGCUGGAUGAAAACGAUUGGCGUCAAACCGAACCAAGAUCUAUUGAUCAGAGCAUACUAUUGGAUCUAUAAAUCUUCCGCUAUCACCCACCGGCUCGCCGGGCUCGACGAAUUUGUUAAGGAUUGGAUCUGUGAAAUCGAAAGCUAUGCCAUCCGCAAUGAUGAUGAGGAGAGCGGGGAAGAGGAAGAGGGCGAAGAAUUGGUCAAGCACCAGCAGGGCGAUGAUGGUGAUUCUGGUACUGGCCGCUAUGUGAAUCGGCAUCCCGAGAAGAAUCGAACGGAAAAAUUGGUCAUUCCAACUGAAGAGAUGCUCCAAAGCCAUCAUGUGGAAGCUGUCAAAUGGUCGAAUAGGUUUUACUUCUCUAAUGCUCGAAUGUAAUUUUUUUUUAUUUGCAAUUGCUUUGAUUUGCGCUUUGUAUCUUCUUGUGGAAUCUUUGUAGUGGAAAAAAAAAAUCCGUUUACUUGUUUGGUUUUA